AUGGCUGAGAAAGAGAUCAUAUAUGAGCUAUGCUUUCAAGUCACGAAAACUGAGUACUCCGAAAUCACAGAGAAGGUGGAAAAGAGAAUAUGGAAGCUCCUCACUGAUCCGGUCACAAGAGUAAAUGCAACUCUUGUAAGAGAGUUUUAUGCAAAUGCGGUCAGGUUAGGCUACCCCGGCACUAUUUUCUGUCUGUGCGCAAAGUCUGGGGUGGUGUUCGAAGAUGGAAACCCCGUGUGGAUAAAAGUCGGUAUCCCAAUUACUCUUCGACGGAUGCAUGCCGUUGCACCUCCCCUACCUCAACGAAUACUAAGAAAGAGGCCAGCCUAUCAAGUUGAAGAAGGACAAAACCUAGAGGAGCAAGCCCCAACCAUUUUAGACAUGCAUAAAUUACAAGAAGCUAUUGAUGGCUUGUCUAGGCAAUACAUAGAGAAUCAAGGGGCACAGAAGGAGCUUCAACUGCAAAUGAUGGAUCGCCAAGAAGAAUCAUUCUCUAGAUGGAUGAAUCAACAAGGGGAGUGGCAAAAGCAAUUGAUGGAGCAACAACUGGAACAAGGGAGACAGUGGGGUGAAUCCUUCCAUAGGUUGAACCAAAAGCAAGAUCAACAACAAGAAGCCAUCCAGAAGCUAAUCAAUAUCCAAGCACAUCAAGGUGCACACAUUCAUGAGAUGCAUCGGAAACAAAGAGAAUAG
Molecule: messenger RNA, 693 nt
Organism: Arachis duranensis
Lineage: Eukaryota; Viridiplantae; Streptophyta; Magnoliopsida; Fabales; Fabaceae
Exons: 2
Coding region: 1-693 (230 amino acids)
Source: RefSeq, a predicted model, not a curated record